Molecule: messenger RNA, 1938 nt
Organism: Triticum urartu
Lineage: Eukaryota; Viridiplantae; Streptophyta; Magnoliopsida; Poales; Poaceae
Gene: DELTA-OAT
Product: ornithine-delta-aminotransferase
Cellular component (GO): cytoplasm
Molecular function (GO): identical protein binding; L-ornithine transaminase activity; pyridoxal phosphate binding
Source: RefSeq, a predicted model, not a curated record
AACCAAAACGGCAGUCGACGGCGGACGGAUAACUCCGUCGACUCCGCCCCCAUCCCGCCCCCAUCCAGAGACGCCGUGAGAUACUUUGGUUCCGCAUCCCAACGCAGGAAGCAACCGCGGCCAAACUCGCGCCGGACGGACGGUGGCGUGUCCUCCACUUCCGGCACUACCACCACGCAACAAGAAGAGGAGGAAGCCUGCUGGACCGGGGCCCCGCACUGGCACGACUCGUAUUCGUACGACGACGCAUCCACCACACUCCACGCCCUAGAAGCGAGUGAAACGCGCGCGCGCCGGGAGGGAGAGGGCGGAGAUGGCGGCGGCGGCGAUGGCGCGGCGGGGUGCGGCGCGGGCGCUGGCGAUCGCGCGCCGGGGGAUGUGCUCCACCUCGGCGCCCGCGGCGGCGCUGUCGUCGGAGGAGCUCAUACGGAUGGAGCGGGACUGCAGCGCGCACAACUACCAUCCGAUUCCCAUGGUGUUUUCCAAAGGGGAAGGUUCGCAUAUAUUGGACCCUGAAGGCAACAAAUAUAUUGAUUUUCUCUCUGCUUAUUCUGCAGUCAAUCAGGGCCAUUGCCAUCCAAAAGUCCUAAGAGCUUUGAUAGAACAAGCAGAAAGGCUUACACUUAGUUCCAGAGCUUUCUACAAUGACAAGUUCCCAGUCUUUGCGGAGUAUUUGACGAGCAUGUUUGGGUAUGAUAUGAUGUUGCCAAUGAACACUGGAGCCGAAGGAGUGGAAACGGCUAUUAAAUUGGCAAGAAAAUGGGGUUAUGAAAAGAAGAAUAUACCAAAGAACGAGGCUUUGAUUGUCUCUUGCUGUGGAUGUUUCCAUGGUCGGACGUUGGGGGUCAUUUCUAUGAGCUGUGACAAUGAUGCAACUCGUGGUUUUGGUCCUUUGGUUCCUGGUCAUCUUAAAGUUGAUUUUGGAGACAUUGAUGGGUUGGAGAAAAUCUUUAAAGAGCAUGGGGAUCGUAUAUGCGGUUUUUUGUUUGAACCAAUCCAAGGAGAAGCUGGGGUAAUAAUCCCACCAGAUGGUUAUUUGAAAGCUGUCAGAGAUUUGUGCUCUAGGCACAACAUUCUGAUGAUUGAUGAUGAGAUCCAAACAGGCAUAGCUCGAACUGGCAAAAUGUUGGCAUGCGAUUGGGAAGGUGUACGACCUGAUAUGGUGAUUCUAGGCAAGGCACUUGGUGCUGGAGUAGUUCCGGUCAGUGCAGUUCUCGCGGAUAAGGAUAUCAUGCUGUGUAUCAAGCCAGGAGAACAUGGAAGUACCUUUGGUGGAAACCCGUUGGCAAGUGCUGUGGCAAUCGCAUCUCUGAAAGUGGUCAAGGAUGAAGGUCUUGUUGAAAGAGCCGCGGAGUUAGGUCAGGAGUUCAGAGACCAGUUACGAAAGGUUCAACAGAAAUUUCCUGAUAUUAUUAGGGAAAUACGUGGGAGAGGUUUGCUUAAUGCAGUAGACCUAAGCAGCAAAGCUCUAUACCCUGCUUCUGCAUAUGAUAUUUGCAUCAAGCUAAAGGAGAGGGGCAUUCUUGCAAAGCCCACGCAUGACACCAUAAUCCGAUUAGCCCCUCCCAUUUCAAUCAGUCCCGAGGAGCUCGCAGAAGCAUCAAAGGCACUCAGCGAUGUGCUUGAACAUGACUUGCCGCAGUUGCAGAAGCAGAUCAAGAAGCCAGAAUCGGAGGCGAAAACACCUGUCUGCGAUAGGUGCGGUCGGGAUUUAUAAGGGCGGCCGUUCAUCCGAGCAGAGACAAGGUACCAGCAAUUUCAGAGACACCGUAACAACCCGGAAUAACAGAACAUUGAUUUCUCACUGUGGUAUACCGCACCAUGUCGGCACUCUCUGCUCAGAAAAUGUGCCAUUGCUACAUUGAUUGUAAAUAAAUGGAAUUUGUCUGUCGACCCAUCUGCCCAUUCUCGUUAUUUCUAGUGAUAUUGCUUCUCUUA